AUGGGCUUGGAGGCAGCGGAGCUCGCACGGUGGACACGGUUCGCAGCCAAGGGUGGGAUCGGAAAGUGCAUCGCGUUGUGUGACUGUGUCGCCGAGAGCCCGGACGAUCUUAUGUUCUUGAAGGACGAUGAAAUCACGGUGUUGUAUCAGAUACCAGAGCUUGAGGGGACGUACCUCGGCUACUGCGAAGGCGUAGUCGGCCGCUUUUCUGGCUCGAACGUUCAUUUCCUCACGCGACUCAAGCGUCCUGUCAUGACCAAGCGCGCGAGCGUUGCCAGUGUGUCUGCAGCCUCUUCUGCGGGGGGAAAGAGCCCGACACCUGGAGGUGGUGCGGCUGGAGGAGCAUCGGGAUCAGGUCGAAUGAGUGCAAGCCCCGCACCUCCGCCAGGACAAGGACAGGGUCCAAGUCCGAGUCCUGGUUCAUCACAGCAAAGACGUAGCUCCAGCUCUGCUUCCAACCCGUACUCGCAUUCCCUAGAAAGACGUGGGUCGACGUCAGCGUAUGGUUCAACGCCGCGGGUUAUGUCGCCCCUUUCCAUGUCUAUGUCAACGUCAGCAUCGGGACCUGGAUCAAGUUUGGGUGGCGCAGGGGAAAAGGAUAUAGAGAGGGAGAGGGGCAUAGAGACGCGCGAGGGUAACCAGCAUCAGCAACAGCCACGAAAAGCGAGUGCGGGGUCUGUAUCUUCCUCAAGCAUGGUUGACAGUCCAUCUACCAAUGCACCAGGCGUAAAUAUUGCAUACCCAGACUUUUCUGCGCCUCCGCCUCCUGCGCGCGUUGGUGUGCGGAAUUUGGCUGUCACUGGCAUGAGCCCGCCGACGAGUCCACGUGCGGGGAUAGCGAGUUUUGGGUCAAUGGGUGCGUUUAGUUCAUCGCCUCCACACGCGUCAUCAUCAGAUCCCACACCCACACCCGCAUCAGCACCUUCGACCAGUGUACCCAUUUCCUCUUCUUCCGCAUCGAUAUCGACAUCCGCAUCGAGCUCGACCUCUUCAACACCUACAUCGACGUCCACAUCGCCGACACCAUCACCCGCAUCUGCGCUCUCGCUUACGGCCACAAGCGCGUGGCCGCUCCCACCUAGUGCGACGCGGCAUGGCGGUGGGUUGCAGAGUGUCGGUAUGAGUAUGAACUUGGAGCACGCGAUGGGGAGGGAGGCUGGACAAGUGUCGGAUUCGGAUUGGCGUACGCAAGGUCAGCAACAACACCCUCCAAGUACGCAGCGAUACACCGCACAUGCGCCGUCGCCUCUUAACCUCCAUCCCAAUUCACACUCGGUAGAACCUGGUGGGACCUCGCCGUUGAGGAUUCUGAAGCGAUCGCCGACGAUUGGUGGGUCUUUUUCGCCUUCUCCUGGACUGUCUCCUGGGUUGUCGCCCGGUGUGUCGAUGUCUCCGGCGCUUGCGUCGUCGUAUGGAUCUGGCACUGGUGGUGGCGUCGGUGCGGGUGUUGGGGGCGUAGCGCCUCUAUCUCCCACCUCACAGAAUGCAAACGCGAACCCGCCACCAUCUGCAGCAUCGCUGACAUCCUUCAUAUCCGCGUCGUCUGCGAGCGUGUAUUCGCGGAGUUCGGGGCCUGAGGGUGUAGAUGAAGGGAGUGUUUAUUCGCAGGACGACGGCGACGAAGGGGAUGACGGUGAGCGGACACAGUUGGGUCAUGGUCGUGUUUCCGACACGGUCCAUGGACAAGGUGGUGGUAUACGCGGUGGCUUGGGUGGGUUGGACGCGUUGGCUGCGUUGGAUACCAAGGAACUUGGGACUGGAAAUGGUGCUGGAGCAACUGGAGGAGGGCAAGGCGGUGUGGGCGAUAUCGGGAUGAGCCUCCUCGACGGGCUCAACGCGUUUUCCGACUCGGAUUCGGAUGGGGACUCGGAGACGUCGUCUGUCGCGUCGUUGCGUCGGAAAACGCGGAAUCGAGGGGCCGUUGGUGGUGGUGAUGUCGAGGAAGAUGAUGAUAGGAGUGUUUACGGGAAUGGAAGUGAGGAAGGAACCGUUGAGGGUUUGGGAUACGCACUUUCUCUGGAUGGACACGGGCAGUCUAUGUCCUCCAAUACAACUUCCACAACCGCGAUACCCGCGACCGUCCACGAAUCGCGCAACGAAGCUGCGGAGGAAGACGAUGAUGGAGAAGGCCAAGAAAUUCUCGCUCCGCUUCCGGCGCAUACAGGAACGCUUCCGCUCUCUCCACGCUCGCCAAAGUCGCCUCGAUCGCCCGCGUUCUCGGUAAGAAGUCUUCAUUCGCUGCAAGGUUCAGGAAGACCUCCACCUCCAAAUGCACCGAGUGCUUCGGGAGUCGUACCUCCUCCAACAAUACCAACGCGCGAACGUACGUCUUCUCAUGCGUCUCUUGCGCCGUCCGUGCACUCCUCUAUGUCCGCGCUGUCCGGCGCGUCGUCUGUGCGGUCAGGUAAAGCUGAUAGCCAGCGCUCGAGCUCUGACUGGGAUGGUGCUGCGGAUAUUUAUGAUGAUUAUCGGUAUUCGAGAUAUUCAAGAUAUUCAAGAUAUUCGAGGUAUUCUGUUGGGACUGUUGGGAGUGGGAGUGGGGGGAUGGGGAGCGAGGAGAUGCCCGCUGUGCCAAGAGAGAGGAGCGAUUCGUCGGGUAUGGGUGUUGGUGGUGGUAGUGGGAUACCAGGCUCAGGGUUGAGACACGAAGAGCGGAUGGAUGACGAGGACGAGGCGGUGGUGGAAGAUGAUAAGAUUGCAGAUGCACAUGACGACACCCCGCGCAAGCGCAACACGCUCUCACAGACACGUGAUACUGCGCAUAUGAGGACGGCGUCGGUCGACUCGGACGCGUCGGUGUAUACGCAGAACAGUAGAUUGUCGGCGGCGUCUGUUGUGAUGGCUAUGGAGGCUGCGUUGGGUGUUGGUGCUGCCGAGGAGAAGAAUGGAAAGCCGGCACAUGCGAGGCCGGCGCCGUUGACGCUUGUCAAGUCGAAUUCGUACGAUAACGCUGGACUUGACACUGCGACUGCGACUGCGAAGGAUCAAAAUACAGCAGGAAAUGGGGAAGCGGUGCGUUCGCCGCUGCUGAACACGACAUGGGGAUCACCGCUGUCGUCGCCUGACUAUGCGUCCGUUACGUCGCCGAAGAGCAGCGCGGCGCUGUACACGCCUGUACCAGGGAGCGUGAACGUGCACCGGGUGGACGAGGGCGAGGGUAUGGGUGAUGAUGAUGAGAGAGAAAGAGCGGGUGUGCGGAGCCCCGCUGCGAUGGUCUCGCCUACGCUCGGUGGGUUCGCGAGUCAGAUGCGCAUGCGCCUUGAGGAGGAGCGGCGGUCGCCUCUGCCGAAAGCAGACGAUGCGGAGGAGAGCACUGUUCAGCUGGAGAGGGAUACGGAUAGGUCGGGGUUAGGCCAUCGGAUUGUAGUUGAGGAUGAGGACGAGCUGCCGUCUCGUAUUUUGAACAGCACUAUGUCGUCGUCGGAGGAGCAUGAUCACGACCAAGAGCAAGAUGGAGAUGGGAGUUUGUUGGCGUCUUCAUCUGCGGGUAAACACCUUGCGCCGUUGGGCGUUGCCAACCGGACGCCGUCGCCGUCGAUUGGGGAGGGUAACUCGGAUAUGGACGAAGGUGAUGUGAGCACGCUCGAGAGCCGGCUGAAGAGUCUUGAGAGCGAGGAUAAGGAGCAGGAGAAAAGCAAGGGCACGGAUACUCCGCCUCCUGCGACACACCUGCGCCCGUCGUUGAGAGAGCUCAGGGAGGGCGGGAUGGUGAUCGACCCUGGCACGAAUCAGCGACGAAGCUUGUUUAUGCCCCAUCCGAACGCGCCCAAGGCGCCUGUAGGCGUCGAGCCCCAAGGACCGAUGUAUAUUGCCCAGGGACCGCCACAGAUGCGCGGUGUGCCUCCGCCUGGACAUCCACAGCAUCCACAGCAGCAGUGGAAUGGUCCACAUCCACCUCCACAUCUUGGCUAUGGACCACCUCCACCCCAACCGCGCCCACAUCUUUUCGCUGUCAUCCGAAUGGCGCUCUCUCUUCCUCCGGCUCCGCCACGCGGCUCGCAACAGCAACCACAGCAGCAGCAGCGCCCUGGACCGACGAUGCCACUCCGUGGACCUACGAUUUAUGGGCGCACCGAAGUUGACCUGUCCGCUGCGAUGGGCCCCGUGCCGAUUGUAUGGAGUGUUGAACCACCUGGUGCAGGCGGCGCGAGCAAGCCGCCUCCUGGAUCUCAACAGCAGCAAAUGCAGAUGCGGAGCAAGAGUAUGGGUCCAGGUGGGCCUCCUCCCCCUGCGCGUGGUGGUGUUGUCUCGCCACCGCCGUCGACGCCUGCGUCGCCUGUCGGUGGUGCGCCCCCUGGAGGUGUUAUACCCCGUGCGAACUUCUUCCCGAAGGCGCCUGGGCUGCGUCCGCGCUCGAGGAGUUUCUCUGGGUUCAAUUAUAGUAAAGGAGGGUCGACGCUUGAGGCGGUUGUGCCUGUUAUGACAGAGGGCGAGGGUAGGCGCCGGGACACUACAUCUGCCACGCCUGCAUCGGACAUACUUUCUGCGAACGCGAUCAAGCGGUCACUUGUCAAAACGACGAGUCUUUCUGCGCUGCGCUCUGCAGCUGGCGGUACGUCCUCGUCUUCUGCAUCUUCUUCACCUCUCGCAGGACCUGGAUCUGGAGCUGGGCCUGUACGUCCUGCGUCUUCACAACCUACAUCCACAUCCACAUCCAGUCCAUCUUCCCCUUCCUCAUCACCAUCUUCAAAACCGUCGCCACUUCAUCCGUCCUCGACACCCAACUCGCCGCCUAGCUCCACGUCGAGUUUAUCACCUGCACUGAAACCAACCAUCGCUUCCUCGGCGCCGUUAAGACCAUCGCCGUUGUCAUUGUCGAGUAUCAAAGCUGCGUCGCCCACACCUCCGCCGUCUGCUUCAUCGCCUUCAAUCGCCAACUCGAAUGCGUCGGCGAAGGUUCCACCAUCUCCUUUAGGUUCGAAACCGCCUUUGUCGCCAUUAGGCUCGAAGCCUCCUUUAUCGCCUGGCUUGAAUCCUGGGACGGCAGGGGUAGCGGGGCAGAAACCGCCUAGCAGUCCGCUUGCGCAGAGCGUGUUUACGUUUUCGGGAGCAGGAGGGGAUCGGGAUAGUGUUAUUGAUAAGGACGGAGGUAAGGGUGAAGAUGGGUUGAAUUCACGCGCUGCGUCGCCUUCUGCACAACAGCAACAGCAACAGGGGCAAGGCCAGUCCUUUCGUGCUCAACAAAAUCAGGGCCAGUCUGGGCAGCAAGGGCAAGGACAAGGGCAGGCGGUGAGGAGUAUGUCACUAGGCGCGUCGGGAUCUGCAAAUGCACUUUCAUCUUCAACAUCGUCAUCUACCACGUCUACAUCCAAUUCAACUUCGACUUUGGGAUCAACCUCCCCUCCUCUUCAAAAUGCGACAAUCUCACCACCCUUUGCUAAUGCACCGGGCCGGACGGCGAGUUUGCAAGCUUUACCUGUGUCGAGAAGUUUUAGUGCGGAUAGGAGGGAGAGGGAGAGGGAUAGUGAUGUGAUGUCUGUUACGAGUGCGCGGAGUGCCUUGCCUGCUUUUGGUGCCGCCGGUGGUGCGGGUGCAGGUACGUCGAGUUCAAAUUCGAAUGCGAGUGCUCCAGGUACGGGUGGUGGUGGUGUGGUGAGACAGACGUCGUUACGGUCCAAAUUGUCACUUCCGAAUCUGCGUCGAAAGCCACAGACAGCAACCUCGCCGCCUUUCUCUUCCAACGCCUCCAACGCCAACGCCAACUCCUCGAAUUACAACAACAACAACAACAAUGCGUACACCUACGCCCACGCGCGAGCAGACGAUGACGCUGAAGAGACGCUUCAGAUGCUGCAAGUGCAGGAUAUGGAGUUUGAGCUUGUGCGGCCGACGAAUUUCGGGUUUGGGUUUGGGAGGCGGGAUGGGGAGGCUGCGAGGGGAAGUGAGGAUUCGGGGGUGUUGGGUAUGAGUGGGCUCGGUGCGGGUGGUGGUGGUGGUGGUGGCCAGCGCGAUAACGAGAAAGAGCGGGAGAGGGGGUUUUCGAUUGAUGAUGCGGGUAGUUCUGGUGGUGGGAACGGUGGUGGAUUCUUGCGCGCUGCGAGCCCUGCGUUCUCCAUCUCUUCAGGUGCAGGGAAGAGGUCAAAAUCGCCUGUUGGCGAGCUCUUCGCGUCGUCGUCGUCCUCCUCGCCACAACACGGAAGCUGGCCGCCAGCUCCGUCCUCCGCGUCGUCGAUGUCUAUAUCGCGCAAGCAGGCGGAGGAGAGUAUGAGCGUGGCGGAUAUGGACGCGCAUAGGCAGCGCGAGGCGCGGUGGAUGGGGAUCCUGGCCUCGUCGGCGACGCCGUCGUUCGAAGCGCUCCCUCCGUCUGGGUCUGGUGCGUCGCCGCUUUCGUCAUCUACGUCGUCGUCUGUGCUUGGAUCUGCGACAUCGUUCAACCCCCCGUCUCUCAUCGCCUCUUCGUCGUCGUCAUCCUCCUCCUCCGGCACCCUUUCGGCUACCGGCGGGUCAUCCUCGAAUGCGAAUGCGAGUGCGGACGCGGCGCUGAGGCGGUCGAAGAAAGUGAGGAGGUUGUUGUUGGACGGUGUGCCUUCCUCCGUGAGAUACCUCGUCUGGUCGUUUUUGACGGAUGGGAAGGGGAGGUGUGUGCCGGGUGUGUAUAGGCAGCUGUGUGCGCGGGGAUGGGGUGGUGGCGGUGGCGGUGGGGGGUCGUCGUCGUCGCGCGCGGGUGAGAGGGGGAGGGGGAGGGUGAGAGAGGAGAUGGAGAGGGAUGUGAGGGAUGUUGUGAGGGUUUUGGUUGGGGGUGGGGAGGGUGGGGACUCUGAUAGAGGUAAUGGAGAAGAUGGGGAUGGGGAGGGUGAAGAUGGAGAUGGAGGUGGGGAGAGACGAAGGGUUGAGAAGGAGAGGAGGGAGAGAGAGCGCGAGGCGCUUUGUUUGUUGCAGGCGUAUUUGAACAUGGUGCCUGAUGUUGUAUAUGAGCGCGGUCUGACAGAGAUCGUUGCGCACCUCUUACUACUCGCACCGGAGGAAGACGCGUUUUGGAUCUUUGUGUCGGUUAUGGAUGCGCAUCUGAGGCCGUAUUUUGCGACGGGGCGGGUUGUGCUGGCUCCUGUGUCGUCGUCGUUGGGUUCAGCUUCGUUGGGGUCUUUGGCUUCAAAUCAUACCGCAGCUUUAGGGGCGGCGGUAACAGAGACGACGACGACGCAGAUGGAAGUCGACGCGGGGCUGCUUGUUAAAGCGCUCGAAGCGAACGAUCCGGUGCUUGCGAAGAAGCUGUUUGGAUCUGGGAAUGGAUCUGGGGAAGGGGGGUUGGGUGUGCGUCCUGCGCGGGUGUGUGGGCCUUGGUUCUCUUCGCUCUUCGUCUCUGCGCUCCCGCCUGCGCAUCUCGCGCGCAUCUGGGAUAUAUUCCUAUUUGACGGUGUGCCGUUCCUGAUACGUACGGCGCUUGCGUUGCUCGUUUGUGCGCGUGGUGCGUUGUUGGGAUGUACGUCGGAGCGGGCGGUGUUGGAGGUGCUUGGUGUGCUGCCUGGGCAUUUGCGGGUUCAGCAGCAGCAACAGCAACAGCAACAGCAACAGCAACAACACCAGCACCAGAACCAGCAACAACACCCGCACCAGCAACAGCACCAGCAAGUAAGAGUGCCGCUCUCCAUGGCGCCCGACGCGUUCCUCGCGCUUGCGCUGGGUAUGAAGCUGAAAGACGAUGAAGUGCGUAAAGUCCGCGUGAAACUUGAGGCGGCGAUGAGGAGGCAGACUGCUGCUGUUGCUCACAAUUCUCUCUCUCUUUCUGGUGGUGGUGGUGGGGGAGGUGGGUUGGUUGCGGGAGGGGGAGGUGGAGGUGGAGGAGGUGGUGGGGCAGGAGGGGGGGGGAGGGGGAGGGGGAGGGAUGUUUGGAUUUGGAGGUGGAGGUGGAAAGGCCAAGCCGCGCGUGGCGAGUCGGUAGUCUCGAAUCCAGCGGUCCAGCGGUUUGAGGUCCUGAGGAGGAGGAGCACUCCCGCGCGGUUCCUGCCUUCAUGCUUCCUCCCCCCUCCCCCCUCCCCCCCGCCUCCUAGGGGAAACCCAUAA
Messenger RNA from Psilocybe cubensis, 8001 nucleotides. RefSeq lists its product as uncharacterized. The transcript is spliced from 7 exons. Gene Ontology annotation, molecular function: protein binding. The record is from RefSeq and is a predicted model, not a curated record. The coding region runs from base 1 to 8001 and encodes 2666 amino acids. Lineage: Eukaryota; Fungi; Basidiomycota; Agaricomycetes; Agaricales; Agrocybaceae.